Messenger RNA from Arachis duranensis, 1573 nucleotides. RefSeq names its product CAX-interacting protein 4. NCBI's taxonomy places the organism in Eukaryota, Viridiplantae, Streptophyta, Magnoliopsida, Fabales, Fabaceae. Gene Ontology annotation, molecular function: zinc ion binding; nucleic acid binding. The record is from RefSeq and is a predicted model, not a curated record. The coding region runs from base 458 to 1423 and encodes 321 amino acids. The transcript has 2 exons.
AUUAUGUAAGAAAUUUAAAUUCUUGACAAGGACCUCUAUUGUUCAAGAACACAUUCUUCUUCCAAAAGCUCCCAGAACGCUAAAAAUCCCUAAUCCCCAAUUGCUAUGUCAUACGCUUGAACCGCAGCCCCUUCUUUCUCCGAAAGCUCCCAUCUCUUCCCUUUUUCCCCCUUCUUCCCUUUGUACCUAUUUUUCCUCUUCAGCCAGCCAAUCUUACAAGUCACCACCACAAAUCGACGUCGAUCACCGCGUCUCUCACCGCGCCCUCACCACUCGCCCCACCGGAUCUCUCUGGUGCUCUCAUCUGUCAGAUUCUCGCUUUGCUCGCCUCCCUGCCAGUAGCUUGUUGCCGUCGUCGUUGACAGUUGCUGCCGCCGGCCACCAGCCCGUCGUCGUUCAUUUCCCGCAGCGAAGCAGCCUUUCAGCACUGGUUAGGGAUUGAAAUCUAGAUCUCAGGAUGCCAGCUACAGCAGGUAGGGUUCGCAUGCCUGCGAACAAUAGGGUGCACAGUAGUGCAGCCCUUCAGACCCAUGGCAUUUGGCAGAGUGCCAUUGGCUAUGAUCCUUAUGCACCAAACAAGGACGACAAAGAUUCUUCACAGAAUCUCCCGGAUGCCAAACCUGAUGCUGAGAAUGCAUAUGCUAGCUUCCAGGGGCUUCUUCAGCUUGCUAAGAUAACCAAUGCUGAUGUUGAUAUCUCCCGUGGGGCCUGCAAAAAGUGUGGCCGUGUUGGGCACCUCAAGUUUCAGUGCAAGAACUAUGUGAAGGUCAAGGAUGAUAAUGAGGAGAGAGAUGCUGAAGCUAUGCAGUCUCUAGGGUUGGUUGGAUUGGAUAAAAAGUUGAAGGGGAAGGCUGAUAAGCUCGAUAAGAGAAGCAAUGUUGAGAGCACAGAAGAGGAGGACGAGGAGGAAGAUAGUGAGAGUUCAGAUUCUGAGGUUGAUUUAGAGAUUGAGAGAAUUAUUGCUGAAAGGUCUGGGAAGAAAAUUUGUGGGAAGCAUGGUUCUUCUAGGAAGAAGGGGAGUUCCGAUGAUGAUGGGUCAGAUCGGGAUUCUGCGAAGAAGAGGAAAAAGAGAGGCAGGUCGAAGAAGAGAACUGGGAAGAGGGAAGUUAGUGAUUCGGAUGAUUCAGGUGAGAGGAGGAGACGGAAGAGGAGGAGAGCGCACAGGAGAAAGAGGGACAUGUCUUCAGAUGAGGAUGAUGAAUAUAGGCACAGUCGAAGAAAGAGUAGGAAGGAGAAGAGGAGAAGGAGAAGCCGUCGAUCAGAUUCUGAUUCUGAAUCAUCAGAGGAUUCUGAUGUACUGCACAAGCGGAAGAGCAAAAGGCCUCCAUCAUCUGACAGUGAUUCAUACUAUGAUUCAAGGAAGGGUAGGGAUGCCAAGAGAUCGGAAAAGAGGAGACGGCACCACCAUGGGGAUGAUGAAUAGAGUGGCAUCAAUUAGUGUAAUACUAAAAGCCAACUUUAUGUGAUUUGAUAUGCCGUAAUUUGUAGCACCUAUAUGCUUGUUUAAAAUUUAUACCUUUAAAGUUUAUACAUUGACAUAUCUAUACUGUUAAGAUGAAAUAUGCAGAGUUUA